Cuscuta epithymum is the source of this 1859-nucleotide messenger RNA. The record is from the annotation of a GenBank genome assembly. NCBI's taxonomy places the organism in Eukaryota, Viridiplantae, Streptophyta, Magnoliopsida, Solanales, Convolvulaceae.
CGGGCAUUCCUGUAAUUCCCCUCUUUUCCAAACAACUCUUUCACUUCUUCAUUUAUUCAUCCCUUUCUCUCUCUCUUCUUCCUUCUUCCUUACCCAAUCCUCUGCUUAGCUCUCUUCAGACUCCAAUCCGAAUGCCGCAACCGUGACCAACUCCCUCUGUAAUUCGCGCAAGCAUUCUCCAUCCUCGCCGGUGAAAAUGGCGGUCUCCGGCGGCAAUCGUGGCUCGACCAGUUUUUUCAGCUCAAAAACUCCAAUUCUAGGUCUCCCUCUCUACGUCAUCAUAGCAGCCACCGUCGCCGUUAUGUUCACUAUCUUCCUCCUGAUCUUCCUGCGUCUCCGCCGGAACCGCUUCCCCGGCAGACGCCGUCGCGCCAAACAGGGUUCUACUUUGCUUCCGUUGGUCAGAAAGGAGGCUGCCGUGACCGGAGUGGGGGAGGGUGCUCAGAUUGGUGGUAGGGUCGAGGAGAAGAAAGGUUUCAGAGAGGACGCGGUUGAGUCGCUGGAGAUAAAGAGGAGUUCGGAGAGCAACGAGUCACUAACGAGUCGGAGCGAGUCGUCGUCGGCGCUGUCGUGUUCGACUGACGGUUCCAAUAUCGGGUGGGGCCGCUGGUACAGCUUGAAGGAGCUGGAGAUGGCGACCAACGGAUUCUCCGCCGACAAUGUCAUCGGAGAAGGAGGAUAUGGUGUUGUGUAUAGAGGUGUAUUGCCGGACGGCUCUGUAGUGGCGGUGAAGAAUCUUCUGAACAACAAGGGCCAGGCAGAGAAGGAGUUCAAAGUUGAAGUUGAGGCCAUUGGCAAAGUAAGACAUAAAAAUCUGGUUGGUCUGCUUGGUUACUGUGCAGAUGGCACUCAAAGGUUACUUGUGUACGAGUAUGUUGAUAAUGGAAAUUUGGAGCAGUGGUUACAUGGCGAUGUAGGGCCUGUUAGCCCUCUAACAUGGGAUCUUCGUAUGAAGAUUGCAAUUGGGAUUGCUAGAGGACUUGCCUAUUUACAUGAAGGUUUGGAACCUAAAGUUGUACAUCGAGACGUAAAGUCAAGCAAUAUUCUCUUGGAUAGGAAAUGGAAUGCUAAAGUAUCAGAUUUUGGACUUGCCAAGUUGCUAGGAGGAGAGAAAAGUUACGUGACAACCCGUGUUAUGGGAACUUUUGGUUAUGUUUCCCCUGAUUAUGCAAGUACCGGAAUGCUUAAUGAGGGUAGUGAUGUCUAUAGUUUUGGUGUUCUGCUUAUGGAAAUUGUUACAGGGAGAAGUCCUGUUGAUUAUUCCAAACCGCCUGGAAAGAUGAACUUGAUUGACUGGUUUAAAGGAAUGGUAGCCAACAGACAGGGGGAGGAUUUGGUUGAUCCACUAAUAGAAGCCCGCCCACCUCCAAGAGCCCUAAAACGAGUAUUGCUUGUUUGCCUUCGGUGUAUAGAUAUGGAUGCCAACAAGCGACCAAAGAUGGGGCAAAUAGUAAAUAUGCUUGAGGCUGACGAAUUCCCAUUCCGUGCUGAGCAUCGCGCCCCUAGAGAAAGUGCUCCUGCCGGGAAUCGAGUGGCUGGCUGAGAUGAUAAACAAGUUGGCAAUAGAUAUGAUAAUUUGGGGAGGGGAUACGAGUUUUGUAGUGAGUUUGAUGAUAUGUGUAUAUUCUUUUUGCUCUUUCUAAAUUAAAAACACAUUAACCUCGCUUUCUUACGGUUAUCUAAUUAAACAAAUAUCUGUAUCAUGAUUUGUCAUAUAGCAUCUCAUUCCAGUGGUGAUGCCUUGCAGAUGUAAAUCACCCAAAUAGUGAUUCCUCAAUAAGACAUCAAACUUACUUCGUAGUUUAUUACAUUGACGAGGUGAGCAGAUAAUAUCACUAUAGUCAUCAUACAUUCAUACU